Molecule: messenger RNA, 651 nt
Organism: Fusarium poae
Lineage: Eukaryota; Fungi; Ascomycota; Sordariomycetes; Hypocreales; Nectriaceae
Exons: 3
Coding region: 1-651 (216 amino acids)
Source: RefSeq, a predicted model, not a curated record
AUGAUUGAGAGAGCCAUUGAGCUCGCUGAUCAAAUUGAUUACUAUUGCUCAAAGGAGAAGGACCUUAAGCUUGAUUCGCUUUCCGAACAAGACUGGGCUGAGCUGGAAAAAAUUUGCAACUUCCUCAAAUCAUUCACCGAUGCCACCAAGGCUGCAGAAGGUCACGCGCAUGCAAUCGAUCGAACGCUACCCAUAAUGGACUUCCUGCUUAGCAAAUUUGAGGCUGCACAAAUCGAGUACGCAGAUGACGCUUUUAUGGCGCCUUGUAUUGAUGCUGGAUGGGCGAAACUCGACGCAUAUUACACUCUUACAGAGCGGUCAUCUGCUUAUGUUGGAGCUAUUGUCCUCAGCCCUCAUCGUAAGUGGCACUACUUUGACACCGCCUGGGAAGAACAUCCUGAGUGGAUUGAGAGCAAUAAGACUGCCGUAGAAGAUCUCUGGAAGUCUCGUUACGCACCAGUCGCCAAGUCAGCGGAGUCGUCAGCCCAGUCCUUGGUUGAAAAGCCACUAGCGAAGAACUCGUGUCUGGCAUGGGAAGACGAACAUGAGGAUUCCGAGCUUCCUACCCUAUUCGACGAGUAUCAGAACUAUAUAUCAGCCCCAAGAAUCAAAGUCAAGGAUAUCUACUUCAUUCUCACACCUAAGCAAUAG